This is a messenger RNA of Leishmania major strain Friedlin, 3174 nucleotides long. RefSeq lists its product as hypothetical. The record is from RefSeq and is a predicted model, not a curated record. Gene Ontology annotation, molecular function: protein binding. Lineage: Eukaryota; Euglenozoa; Kinetoplastea; Trypanosomatida; Trypanosomatidae. The coding region runs from base 1 to 3174 and encodes 1057 amino acids. The transcript has a single exon.
AUGGUGGAAAACGUGGUUAGAAUCGCGCGGCAGCACGCCAACUGGCCCGAGUUUUCUCGCUGGGUGUGCGCGCUCAUUCAUCACUACUGCACGGACGACUUUACGGUGUCUCUCUUCUCUGAGUUUGAGGUGCCGAAGGUCGCCGCGGAUGCCCUGCGCAACAAUCCCCACGACAGCAGGAGUGUCCUCGCUGCUGCUACUCUCUUAUCCCACUUCAACCUGUACGACAUCGGAGACGGUAUCACGCAGCUCACCAACGCGCUGCAGAACCACUGCAGUGAUGCCACUAUUGUCCGCAUCGUGACUCGUACGCUAGCAGAGUUCACUUCUUACUACAAAGAACUUCCUGACCGGUUCCCGCGUGUAAGUCAGGAGUUCGUCGACGCGAAAGGCAUCACUGUGCUGGAGGGAGUGCUGCACGAGCACAUUAAAAACGAAGAAAUCACCACGUACGUCGCGCGCAUCGCUGCAAAUGUUACCAGCUCUGGGGCGGCGAAUAUGGUCGACGCCGACUCUCCUGUCGUGAUGUACUUGGCGGAUGCGCUGGCUCGGUAUCAGCAGUCUGAAAUGCUGUGCGGCCACGUGCUGCGCGUGUUCAGCAACCUUCCGCGAUCUCGGUAUAUUGACUGGGAUUGUGUGUUGUCUCUCUUUAACAACACCAAGUCGGAAUUGGUUGUCUUUGAGUGCAUCCACUUUUUGUGCAGUGUCGCCAUCAACGUGAAGGAGAUGAAGGCGAAGAUUUACACCACCGGCUGUGUGCCGCGCGUGCUGGAGAUGAUGCGCGUGUACCAAGGCAACGCCGCCAUUCAAGAGGAGGUGUGCAGUCUCCUCUCGUACCUCUCGUUUGACUCAGAAACGAUCACGACGAGCAUCACGGAGUCGGGAGGCUUGCUGCUGGUACUGAACGCCAUGCGAAAGUUCCCAGACAAUGAGGACUUGCUCAUGUCGGCAUGUGCUGCACUGUCUGGGUUGACAUUCAACAACCAGACUGGUCAGCAGGUCAUUGUGGACAAUGGCGGUGUCGCUCUGAUUUUGGACUCCAUGCGUCGCGGCAAAAAGGCGCGACUGCAAGAAAACGGAUGCCUCGCUAUUGGCACUAUGUGCUGGAACAGUGAUCUGAAGGCGGAUGUGGUGCGACUGGGAGGCGUACAGGUGAUUAUGAAGGCCCUAGAGGAGCACUACACAAGCUCUGGCCUCGUGAAGAAUGCGUGUCGCGCUCUUGCGCAAGUCGCAUUCAACAGCGAGUGCUACCGCGAUGAGAUGAGCGCCAAAGGGGUGAUCACCUUUAUUAUCCGCGGGAUGGCGCAGCACCCGAACUACGACCGUGCACAAAUGCAUGGGUGCGUGGCCCUGUCGUACCUCUCGUGGACGAACGAGGACAACGCUGCUCAGAUCACGGCGAACCACGGCUACAAGGUGGUUGUAGAUGCAAUGCGUAACCACCCCAGCAACCACGAGGUGCAGGAGCAUGCGUGCCGUGCGCUGGCCAACAUAAGCAAUGUCUCCUUGACGGACUCCUUAGCGGCGUUGGAGCAAAUUGUUGCCGCCAUGCGUCGGCACGAGAACAUCAGCGAGGUGCAGGAGGAGGCGUGCCGCGCAAUUGUGACGCUGUCCCUAGUCUCGCCGUCAAACAAGGACCGGCUCUAUCAGCUUUUCGGGGCGGAUGCCGUAAUCGCAGCGAUGAAGCGCUUUCCGCAGAUUCAACUGGUGCAGCAGGAGGCGUGCAACGCACUGGCUCACUUGGCGUACGAGCACACUGACCUCAAUCGAGCUGUGACCCGUCUUGGCGGUGUCUCGCUGCUACUGGCGGCCAUGCGCACCCACAAAUCCAGUCCAAAGGUGCAACUCAACGCAUGUGGCGGCCUCAGCGCACUUGCGUUUGACAACACAGUCGCACAGCAGCAAAUUUUCGAGCUGGGUGGCGUACAAUGUGUGACCCACGCCAUGGACAACUUUGAGCGACUUCGGAUGUUGGAGCUUGGGUGCUCUGUGCUAGGGACGCUUGCGUGGAACACGGAAAUCAAGGAGCGGGUCGCUGUCGACGCCAUUCCAGAGAUUCUGAAAGCGAUGCGCACACAUAGCAACAACGCUCUUCUGCAGAAGUCGACCUGCCGUGCCAUUUCUCAAUUUGCCUUCAACUCUGAAAGCAAUCGGCAGCUACUCGCCGACUAUGGGGCGAUUCCGCUGAUUGUGAACGCAAUGCGGGCGCACUUGACAACGGAGAAGUUAACUGUGCAUGCACUCAAAGCUCUCACCUAUCUAUGUUGGGAGAACACACAGGUAGCCGAGACAAUAAUUAACGAGCGUAUCGAGGAGGUCCUGCAGCGCAUCAUCGAGCACUACGAGCAGACGCACCGGGUUUACAACGAGGCUGUGCACCUUUCCAAGAUUCUCUUUCGCAAGACGACUGGGAGCCCAAGCCCGAAUUUGCGAAUUGUGUCUCCACCCAUUGUGUCACCAAUGCCAAUACAGCAAACGCCGUGGUUGCGAUAUGAGAAUCCAGCGCCUCCCAGCCCGCCUCCUCAGGAGAACCCGGAGGACCAUUUCUACUCGGCGCCAUUGGACAGGCCGCAGGAAACGCCAUACCACGACUACGUCCACCGUCGCGAUGCUCCGGCAGACGACGACCGCGGGGGUUCGAGGAGCGGUAGGGGUGGUGGCCGUGGUCGCGGCGGCUCUCGUCGACGCGGUGGACCCCCAACCCGCGGUGGUGGUGGUGAGCGGGUCGGAGAGAGAGGGAGUGACAGAGGCGGUCGUCGCGGUGGCAGCGGAGGGGAUGUUGCCGUAGCUGGUGGCAACGAAGGCCGUGGACGCGGCGGCGGUGGACAUCAUGAGGACGCGAUGGAGAAGAUGCUGGACGCGCGGUUCGGACGUCGGCCAAACUACCGCGGGCGUGACGAGGGGCGCAGUGCACCCAGAGAUGCGACCGACUUAUGGGACGACCCGGACCCGGACUCGUUCCACGGAAAUCGCCACCUGGGGCAGAUGAACUGGCAGCAGGCUGAGUUGACAGCGUCUCUCAACGCCGACAUAGGUAUCUACGACACCCUGGAGCCAGCCAGACGAGGAGGCGCCAUGGAUCACAACCUUCAGCGCGGCGGCAGAGGCGGUUUGAGGCGCUACAGCGGCUACCGCGGACGUGGUCGUGGCCGCGGUGCCCCGGCAAGUCAGUGA